CGGGAGAUAGUCACAGAGACUGCUCGGACUGCAAAUCCUACACCGUCGGUUUAGUGGUAUAUCAUCUCAUUGAGCAUCAAAAAUGGAGUGCAGAAGCCGAGCCAGCGUCCGCCAGUUCAAGAGCCUGCUGGAGCAUAUGGAAAGACACGGUGAUUUCAGUGUGAAGGCCAGGAGAGAAGGUCGCCUGAAGACCCAGAAACUGUGGCAGGAUCUCGCUAAACUCUUGAACUCCGUCGUCGGCGGAGUCUACCGCACUCCAGAGACAUGGAAAAAGGUAUGGAUGGAAUGGAAGUUAAAAACAAAGAAAAAGGCUGCGUUGAUCAAACGUCAGGCGAAACGCCGCAAUUCGAAGGAGGUCGUUACCCUUACUGAUCUGGAAGAGAGACUUUUGUUCCUCAUGAACAUGCCUGCUAAUAUGCCGGCUGCUAGCAACGAGGAACCUGAUAAACCAUCGGAGCCUGUGCCUUCGACCUCUUCCGCCCAGCCGCGUGCGCCCUCACGAGUUUCGUUAUCUGGAUCAUCGACCGCUUCUUCAUUGGGUUCGAUGGUCCCGUAUACUCCACCUGGCACGCCUCCUCCGACUCCCUCUGGAUCUCCUUCGGCUCCCCAAUUACGUUCUUCCGCUGUGUUUAACGCGGAAUCAGACGUCGCCUCAGAAUGUUCAUCUGAUUCCACAUGUUCACAGCUAUCUUGUGUGGAAUCUAUUGAUUCUGUUGAUCUCGAACUUGUCUUGAGUGAGAUAGAGGAUCAUGUGCGCUCACAUGCUAUACGAGAGGAAAAUCCUGAAAUGCCUGGAGUACGUAACAUAAAGCCUCGUGAAAGCGCGGGCCAGACCAAUGCUCCUCGUUUGCGGUCCCAGACGCCCACAGUGCCAUCGGCACGCCCGGGCCACCGCUUUGGUCUCAAUCAGACGCUCACCUUCGAUAGAGCCAACCACUACUUGCGGAUCGAGAGGCGCCGCCUUAAACUGUACUUGAUGAGGGAGAAGAAUGAGGCUCGCAAGCUGGAAAUAAAAGGGAAUUACAACGCCGUUAUUGAAAGGACGGCAAUCGAAAUCACGACUCUUCCUUUCACAGUCGAUUCAAACGGCACGCUACGCAUCUAGAUUAAUAAUUAUUCCUUAACAUAAGAGUUAAAUGUAGUAUGAUAGUAAAUAUUUAUAUUUCGAUGUUUAGAUAAAAAUAUUAAUAUGUAUGGUAUUAAAAAUAUUUAUGUUUAUUUUUAGGGGAUGAGGAGGUAGGUAAGAAGGGUUGCGCAGGAUUGUUACGCUAAUGGGCUGUGUUCCUUUGACUCAACUCAAUAUUAUAAAGUCUUCUACUAACAUUAAUUUUCAAUCUAAUAUGAUCUGUUUGAGUAAUUUUAAAUAAAAGAGUAGAAAAAUAGAAUCGAAUAAUUAAAAAACAUUGUCAAUAUUAUUAAAAAUGUAAUGUAUUCUUCUUCUAAUGCAAUUCAUGUAGUAUAUAUUAUAUUAAUAUCAUAACUAUGUUUCAAAUAUCUGAAUGUAAUGAAAUAAUGACCUAAUAAAGAUAAUCCCAAAA
Molecule: messenger RNA, 1538 nt
Organism: Manduca sexta (tobacco hornworm)
Lineage: Eukaryota; Metazoa; Arthropoda; Insecta; Lepidoptera; Sphingidae
Exons: 6
Coding region: 83-1105 (340 amino acids)
Source: RefSeq, a predicted model, not a curated record